AUGGGCAUACUGGCAUCAUUUGUGCUGAAACGCUGCUACACGCGCAGCAUUGCACCUCCCACCGAUGGCGACCGUCACUUGGUGGAACAUCCUCCAGUGCAAGAUGGCGCACUCCGCCACCGAACUGUGGAUCAGGAAAAGUGGGGCCUGACACUGGGAGACUUGAGGCAGUUUAAGCGACUCGUGCACGACGCUGUCAUGAAGGGAAUCAUCAAACCCCACGACCGCGAUCAAUUUCUACCCUCAGACACCAGUUGCGGGCCCUCAGUGUACACCGUGACUCAGCAAUUCAUCAAGCCGGUGACAGAAGCCGCAGGGAACGUCAGCUGGGCAUUGCUGAAACAUCCCGAAGGUUUGGUCUGUGAUGUAUUUCUUACGCAUGGCUGGGCCGAAGGCAUCUAUGAGUUUAUCGACAAGGUAGAGCAAUCGUGGCCUCGGGGAGGUACUGCAGCCUACGUGUGUUUCUUAUCCAACCCGCAGAACCUCGACAUCUCCGAUUUGGUACGAAGCCCGAAAGAGUCACCGUUUGCCAGAGCUUUGGAAAGUUCAAGCUCCAUGCUGGUCAUCCCGAAUCAUGUCAGCAGCAUUUACUAA
Symbiodinium natans is the source of this 594-nucleotide messenger RNA. Lineage: Eukaryota; Dinophyceae; Suessiales; Symbiodiniaceae. The record is from the annotation of a GenBank genome assembly.